This is a messenger RNA of Gallus gallus (chicken), 2361 nucleotides long. It is a transcript of the gene TPD52L2, whose product is annotated as tumor protein D52 like 2. The record is from RefSeq and is marked provisional. NCBI's taxonomy places the organism in Eukaryota, Metazoa, Chordata, Aves, Galliformes, Phasianidae. Gene Ontology annotation, cellular component: cytoplasm. The coding region runs from base 46 to 663 and encodes 205 amino acids. The transcript has 7 exons.
GUCACAGGGGUGGAGGCGGCGGCUGAACGGGUCCGGAGCGCCGCCAUGGAGAGCGCGAGUCAGGAUAUCAGCCUUAACUCUCCCAACAAAGGUCUGCUCUCGGAUGCCAUGAUGGACGUUCCCGUGGACAGCGCGGCCGCAGCGAGGACAGCAACGCCCGAGGGGCUGAGUGCUGCUGAGGAGGAGGAGCUGAGGGCUGAGAUCGCCAAGGUUGAAGAAGAAAUUGGUACUCUCAGACAAGUUCUGGCUGCUAAAGAGAGGCACUGCGGAGAGCUGAAGAGGAAACUAGGUUUGACUCCCUUGGAUGGGUUGAAGCAAAACCUGUCUAAAAGCUGGCAUGAUGUACAAGUCUCCAACGCCUAUGUGAGAACAUCUGAGAAACUUGGAGAGUGGAAUGACAAAGUGACACAGUCUGACUUUUAUAAGAAGACCCAAGAAACCCUUUCCCAAGCAGGACAGAAGACUUCAGCAGCCCUUUCCAAUGUAGGUUCUGUUAUCAGCAGGAAACUUGGGGACAUGAGGAAUUCUGCAACCUUCAAGUCAUUUGAAGAUAGAGUUGGGACCAUAAAGUCCAGAGUGGUGGGCAGCAGGGAAAACAGCACUGAGGGCCUCCAGUCCCCCUCAGCUGGAGACAAGCCUCCACAGGACAACGCUCCUUUCUAGACCUUCUGUGUGGCUUUGCACAGCUGUGCACGACCCCAAGAGCAAGCCUCCUCCCUCCCAAAUCUUCACAACAGCAACAACAUGCAAAUCCAUGAAGGGGCUGAGAGCCAGUCUGGAGAGAUCCAUAACUCAUUCAUAGACACUGCUGCUGGAUCUAAGUCAAAUAAAGAGAAUGCAAAGUUUUGUACACAGAUAAUAUUUUACACUAAAGUUUGUAGAUGAAUUGUAUCACUGUGCUGUCCUUUUGGGAGAGCACUGAAGAUGGAGUUUCCCUAAAGUAGCUCUGAAAUGCCACUGGUGUAGAAAAAGCAUUUUUUUUUGCUGCUUCUCUUGUCUCUUGGAACAGUUAAAUUGCCAUGAGCAGCGUGAGGAGGGCAGUUAGAGGAGAAACCGAGAGGAGGGGCAUCUUAGCUUCAGCUUCUGGCUAUGUUCUCUGUUCAGGGCUUGCCACGCAGCUACUCUCCGAUCUCCCAGGCUUCUCCUAUUACUGCUUCCUCUAGUUCUCAUUGAAGCAGUCUGUUAAAUGGGGCAAACAGUUGUUUUUCUGGGCUUCCUAGAGGGAAACUUCACUUAGCAGCUGCCUCGUUGUUACACUAAUGCUCUAGCUUUAACAAAACUAAGAUUUUUAUUUUUAAAUGCAAUGAACUUUAAGGAAAUAAAGCUUAAAAACAAAACAAAACAAAAAAGCUUUGGCAUCAUAUUAGGGAAAUGCUCCCUUGGACUCUGAAACUGAAUUGCAAGCCUUACAUCACCUUAUGCUUUACUUGUUUAUGUUUUUUUUUCUAUAGAGAAGACUGUAAGGGUUAUAAAGCUGGAUAUUGAGCACUGGAGUUUUGCAUCAUACAGUAGUAGCAGCAUGCUUGUGAGCCAGUUUUUGUGUAAACUUUCAGUGGUGCACUCUAUUGCCCGGGUGUAUAAAACUUGCUUCUCCCUUCUCAGCUUUGGUUCUUGGAGGAAAAGAAAUCUGAAGGCUGCUCUCAACAGGGCCAGGUUUAAAGAGGACAAAGCUGUUGCUAGCAGUCCUGUGCUGUACUGGAAGGACUCUGCUCUCUGUGGGCCACUCCGUCUGGUAUGUCUGACUGACUGUGUGGGUUUUUCAGCUGAAAGCCCCAGCUGCAACCUUGGUUUACAAAACCAGCAGGGAGUCACAGAGCUCACCGGCUCCCAGAGUGGAUGGUUUGCUCUUUUGAUGCCCAACUUCAUUGCUCGGGAGCUGAGAAGUUGUGAGUUGUCUUACAGAGGCCUGAGCUUAUUCUAGGCAAGGUACCUCCUAAUAGCAGCACCUAGAGUGAGCGAUUCUGUGCCUUAGAGGCCAAGUGGGACUUAUUCAGGUCUUUAGGCUUGCCUAUGUACAUAACUGGUAGCUUUAGUGGUUUAUCACCCAAGGGAUUGGACUGCCCGACCCUUCCUUAGAGAAGCAAGUUUUGACACUUUUCUGCUGAUUAAUCCCCACGUCCCCCAUCCCUGCUCCCCUCCCGACCUGGGGACCCGCAGUGUGAGUAGCAGGCAGAUGUGCUAGCAGUAGGUGGAGUGGUGUGGAGUGUCGUGUCCCAGCCUGCCCUGUCUGACCAAAGCUGGCCUCCGUGCGAGGAGCAGAGGCGGUGAGACAGGCGCUGCUGGAGAUCGGGUCUGGAACUGUUUCUCUUCACAGAUCAAUUCUGAGGAAUCUUGUCAAUAAAGCAUUCCUUUGGGAGAAAA